AUGGAGGCGCAGAAGGCGGCGCGGUACACGCUCGCCGCGGCGGCGGAUGGGUUGGCGGCGAGUGAGGAGCUGUACAAGGCACUGCAGGGGGCCGGCUGCUUCCGCCUGCCCAGGAGCUCGGACGACGUGCAGGCGAACGUGCUCGUCAGGUUCACGACGGAGCUGGUCGAUGCACUGCCCAAGGAGAACCGCCAGAGUCUAGGCGAGCAGAUGGACACGAAGGUCGAUCGGUACCAGCGCCUCAUGCACUGCGUGCACCCCUUCGCCUCCCAGCUCCCCAGGGCUGUGGCCGGCUGGCUGCUGCGGCUCGGCGAGCAGCUCUCGGCACUCCACGCUCUCCACAAGGCUCACGAGUCGAUUCAGGAGUGCGGAUACGUCAAGUCUGAGCGCGACUCGGAGGACCGCGUGCUGCAGCAGGCCGUGGCCGAGCUGCGGCGAUCGCAGGGGCAGGGCGGAGCCGAAGGGAGCGGGCUUGGGCGCGGGCUGCAGCUGCACGCACAGCUGGUGACUGCGUGCGGCAAGGCGGUGGGGGCCAAGCGCGGGUGGGUGUCGGGCGCGGAGCUGUCCGCGGACGCGCAGGCGUUCUCCAUGGCGACGGACAGCGUCGAGUGCUGGCUGUCGUCCCUCGCCGCCAUGCUCCGCGACGUCAAACUCCCCCAGGAACCCCCCUCGGCCUGCCUGCUCUCGGCACGCGCCCUCGGCGAUUGCGUGAAGAGCGCCCUCAGCGCCGCGAACCUCUUCCACGGGUCCGCGCGCGGCUUCGUCGCCAACGACGUCGACGCCCACCACGCCCACAAGGCCGCGCACCACUGGUGCCACGACCGCGCCGUGCGCGACGCCGUCUCCGCCGCCGCAAAGGAAAUCACCGCCGCGGCGCGGGGCCUGCGGAUUUCCCUCGGGGCCGCCGCCGCGGAGUACCACUGCGCUCUCCUCGACUGUGCAGCGGACCUGGCGCACCUGCACCUCGACCUGAUCUCCCUGCGUCAGGGCGCGCUCGCGCUGCGCGACGGACAGCGCGCCGGCGACCUCGCGUCGCUUCUGGGCCAGGAUGGCGACGGGGACCUGCGCGCUGAGAUGGACAGCGCGCAGCACUACGUGCUCGGCGGCGUCGUGCGGGAGUGGGGCGAGGCGUACGCUCUUGGGUUCUUCGCGCGCAACCAGGCGGGCAGCAAGCUGCUGCGCCGGCUUGAGCGCAGCGCGCUGUCGUUCGCGGCGUAUGCGGAGCUCUUCGCGCUCUUCGAGGCCACCGGCGACGAGGACCGCCUCGCGCGCAACAUCAACGGCAUCACGCACCCGGGGGAGUGCUUCCGCUACGUGUUCGGACGCCUCCUCGCGGGGCCCGGGAAGUGGCGCGAGCUGCUCUUGCGGCUCCCGGGGCUCUGCAGGCGCGAGGCGCAGGACGGCGGCUGGGGCUGGGAGGGGGGGUCUCCGGAGGACUUGCUGCUGUCGUUGCUGGAGGGCGCCGCGGAAACGGGCCGCGCCGACGUCCUCGAGGCGCUCUGGCUGCACGCCGUGGCCGUCUCGGACGCCGCGGAGGCGCACGGGCACUUCGAGCACGCCGCGCAGCUCCGCCACCGCGCUGCGCGCACGCUGCAGGCCUUCGCAUGCGCGGGCGGCCCGUCACACGCACAGCGCGUCGAAGCCGUGCAGAUGUCGCGGAUCGCGGCGCACGCGGCCUGCGACGUCCCCGCGGCGCUCUGGGACGCCGUCCCGCCCGCGGACCGCCCCGGCGCGUGCCUGCCGGAGGCGAAUCGUCUCAUGCAGCUGCUGGGAGCGCACGAGGCGAUGCGGGCGGCGCUUGGCGCGGGGGGCGACGCGAUGGAGGACGACGCGGGCGGGAGCGGCGAGCAGGGGCUGCUGGAGUCGGCGCGUGCGAUGCUCGAUCGCAUGGCCGCGGGGGGGGGUAAUGACCUGGGGGAGCAGGAACAGAAGCUGGUGGUGUGUGCGGCGCUGCGGGCGAUGAUGUUGGACAGGGGACUGGCGGAGGGGCGCACGGGUCUCGCGCGGGCGCUGUGGGAGGAGCUGGCGCGGUGGGACCGGGACGCGGCGGAGCGCGGCGACGGGGGGGUGUUGCUGGUGGAGGAGUGCGGGGGUGAGUGUUUCGGGGAGCCGGCGCGGACGUUGGAGAGCGCGGACGCCGGCGUGCAGCGCGACGCCGCGCUGCAGCUGGCGAUGCAGGCCGUGGGCGGCGUGAGCGAGGCGGUGCAGCGCCGGCUGGAGCACGCAGCAAGGGUUGGGCGGUAG
Molecule: messenger RNA, 2244 nt
Organism: Pedinophyceae sp. YPF-701
Lineage: Eukaryota; Viridiplantae; Chlorophyta; Pedinophyceae
Source: the annotation of a GenBank genome assembly